GUUGAAAUUAUAUUUAAUGAUGUAAUCACUAUGUACAUAAUUAAUCUGUUCUGAGUAAUUCAUUAAUUAAAAAUAAUUGAUAAAAUUUCCUUUGUUGCUACAUUUCAUCGAACUAAUUAAAGACUCAUUAAUAUCUAGAAAAAGUGAUAAGAUAAUAACAUUCUCAAAACGUUUUCAAGCAUACCUAUCGCAACUCUUAAAUGAUUAUGGUAUUACCGAUAAAAGCAAUUAUACAUCCGAUAUUAUUCAGGAAUAUUCUAUUUUUAUUAGACUUUAAUUUAUGUUAUAUUUAUUGUUAUUUUGUAUAAUUUGAAAACCUGCACGUAAAUUUAGAAAUGCUCCAAAAAUGUGUCUCUAGAGACAAGGAACUUAUUUAUUAAAGAUAAUGACAAUUUUGUUGAAUGUAAUAAUUGUUCUAAACACUUUUUUAUGAUACUCAUUUCUUUAUACUAUAUAUAUAUAUAUUUGUUACAGAUACACUCAAUGUGAUUAAUUAAAUAUAUAAAUAAAUAUGUACGUCUGAUACACGACUGGUUGACCGACAUUUUUCAUCUUUCUCGUUUAUCAAUUGCAACUUGAGUUUAUCAGUUAUCCGUUUCCUUCUAGAGGUAGAUAUAUAAAAAAACUAUACUUUGAUUUGCGUUUUUUUUUAAGUGUUACUUAGCCCAAGCACCUCAUCAAAAUCACGAAUGUAAAAUUUUUUCUGAUACAAAGUUACAUUGCAUUGGUACUAUGGUACCAUUGCAGAUACUUGGACGUUCGUUCAUAUUGAUUGUUGUUGCGAGCAGCGUAAUUCAAGGAUAUGGAUAUUCAAAAGAUAUAGACGCACAAGUAGCAAAAGGGAAGGACAUAUUGAACGAUUUAACGGAUUCAACGAUUGGUGCUUUCUACAAUGUGGAAAAAAGCAAAAAAAGAAAGUUCGAAGACUGUUUUUGUGAAAGUUGUACAGAUAAACCAGAUAAACCUGUAAAUGUUGAACUAAAUUGUUUACCUUCGAAUGGGCCUCAUAAAGGAUAUAAAAGUUGUAACGCAAGUUGCAGUACGCCGGGUUACCAAUUUCCGAACGGCGCAUCUCAUCUCAGGAUUACUUGUGUUGAUAAGAAAUGGAAAAUCGAAAAUACCGAGGAGAAACACAUACCACCUUGUGAACCCGCGUGUGAUCCCCCCUGCCAAAAUGGUGGAAAUUGUGAGCAAAUAAAUGUAUGUAAAUGUCCCCCGGAUUAUCGGGGACCUCAAUGUCAAUACCCUGCCGAUGCUUGUGAUUCUAAGAAACUCCACUUCAAUGGCGCAUAUUAUUGCCGAGAUUUCAAUGAUACAUAUUCUUGUGAGCUGUAUUGUCCGGACGAAAUGAUAUUUGAAUUCCCACCUUCCUCGGUUUAUAAUUGCUCCUAUGACAAAGGGAUCUUCAAACCGCAACCCAUACCGCAAUGCAAGAGUCGACCAAAAUCGAAGACGUGCUUCACCUGGAACGGCGUGCAUUAUAAAACCUUUGACGACAAAAUCUACAGCUUUGACAGCAACUGUUCACACACACUUCUUCAGGGUACGCAAGAAUGGGACGGCGUUUUUACAAUCAUAGCGUCGAAUGAUCCAGGCUGUAGAAUUGGAUCGAAUUGCUCGAAAAUUGUGAAAUUAUUUGUCUAUGACAGCAAUUAUGUACUCACCAACAACGAGGCGGGUAUGCCAAUAUUUUUCAACGAUAAUCGAUCGUUGCCGAUACCGAUAUACUUGCCUGGAUUGCACGUGGACAAGUCCGCGCAUUUUAUUCUUGUCUCCCUCGACUUAUGGGGCAUAAAGUUGAAAUGGAACGGUGCCAUGCAACUCGAGAUCGAGGCUUCUUCCGAAAGUUUGUGGAACAGAACGGCCGGUCUGUGCGGUACUAUGAACGAGAAUCCGAACGACGAAUUUUUAACAAAGGAAGGAAGUUAUACUAAAAACGUACUGUCAUUAGCGAAUUCCUGGAUCGUUGAAAGUUUCGAAGAGCUAUGCAAUGAAACACGUACACGACACGCAUGCGAAUCGAGUGAAUUUGACAAAGAUGGCAAACAGUUCUGCAACAAGUUGUUCUCCAGCCACAAAUUCAAGGCUUGCGCUGGCACGUUCAAUUUUUCUGAACUGAUUGAUGCAUGCUCGUGGGAUUAUUGCGCGUGCGAGCAUGAUGACAAGAGAAAAUGUACUUGUAACACUGUGGAUGUUUACGUUCGUCAAUGCGCUUACAAAGAAAUUGCGCGAUUAACCGCGUGGAGAGACAAUGAUACUUGUCCGAUUACCUGCAAAAAUGGACGUGUGUAUAUGUCAUGCGGACCAAAGGUAGAAAUGUCUUGCUCUUCCGGUAUCAAAGCAAUAUGCAAGAGUUCCGAGUGCGAGGAAGGCUGUUUCUGUCCGGAAGGCAAAUUGGAGCACCAAGGUAAAUGCAUCUCCCCGGAGGAAUGCCCGUGCAAAUUAAGGGGUAAACUGUUUGACCCGGGCAGUAACGUAUCGAAGGGCUGCAACAAUUGUACGUGUGAUUCCGGCAAGUGGAAAUGCACACAGAUACGAUGCGGCGCUAGAUGUACCGUCUUGAGCGAUGCACAUUACACUACAUUCGACGGCAAGCAUUACGACUUCACAGAAAAGUGCAGCUAUUAUUUAAUGAAGGGAGAAAAUUAUACGAUCAAAAGUGAAAACGUUAACUGUUCCCGAACGAUAUCCAAGGACGGCUUUCCUUCUGCAGAUUCCCCGUCGUGUGUCAAGACUGUUACACUCACUUUCGGAGAUACCUCUAUAAAGUUGAACCAGAAUCGUCCAAUUACAAUAAAUAAUGACGAGAUAACAAAAUUCCCGAAAUCGUUUAAUAAUGUCCGAAUACAAAAUGCUAGCAGUAUAUUCGUGGUGAUUUAUCUACCAAAUGGCUUAGCAGUAUGGUGGGAUGGUGUAUCGCGUGUUUACAUUAAUGCUCCUGUUGAAUUUUAUGAUCAAACAAAAGGACUUUGCGGGACGUUUAACGAAAAUCAAAAGGAUGAUUUUAUAACGCCUGAUGGUGAUAUUGAACCUGUGGCAGUUGCUUUUGCUAAUAAAUGGGAGAGUGAAUAUUGCGUCGACAAGUCUGAGACGAAAAAUCCCUGCGAGCUAAAUCCUGAAAGGCGAACGACUGCGAAAGAAUACUGCUCCAAGAUACAUAGUGAUAUUUUCACAAGUUGCCAUUGUUAUGUUGAUCCAACAGAAUUUUACCAAGACUGCAUGUACGACAUGUGUGCAUGUAACACUGACAUAAAAUCGUGUCUCUGCCCCAUAUUAGCGGCAUAUGCAAAAGACUGCGCGGCGUUAGGCGUUGAACUUCCAUGGCGUACCAAAAUCGACGAAUGUAAAAUUUCUUGCAGCAGAGGACAGACCUAUCAAAUUUGUGGAAACAGUUGCACGAGAUCGUGCGCAGACAUUUCAUUUCAUCCGGACUGCAAGCCGGAAUGCGUGGAAGGUUGCAAUUGUCCAAAAGACCAAACGUUAAACGAGGACAGCAAGUGCAUUCCAAUCGCUGAGUGUCCUUGUGUUCACGCAGGCAACAAAUACGAACCUCAAGAAGUUCGUCUGGGCAACAAGGGAGAAGAAUGCUUUUGCGUAGAUGGUGUAUGGAAAUGCCGGCGGUCAGACUUAAGGCCCAUAAGUUGGCUUUCAAAUUUUCCGAAUCAGUGGCCGUAUAAUUUUUCGAUUCGUUAUACCGACGCGGAUCAGUUGUGCCAAGCUGGCAAGCAUCUGGAAGUGACGAAUUGCGAGCCAGUAAAGCACAGAACUUGCAGCAAUAUGCAUAUACAAAAUGAACAAACACCGUCAAUAUGCACGCCCGGUUGCAUCUGCAAAUCAGGAUACGUUUUAGACACGCCGAAUGGUAUUUGCGUUAAAAAGGAGGAUUGCCCCUGUCAUCAUGGCGGAAAGAGCUACAAACAGGGUUCAGUUAUACAAGCCGAGUGUAAUACUUGCACGUGCGAAAGCACUAAGUGGAAGUGCACUGAUAUAACUUGCGCAGGAGUCUGUUCUGUAUGGGGCGAUUCGCAUUAUAAAACAUUCGAUGGUAAAAUGUACGAUUUCCAAGGUGUAUGCGACUAUGUUCUGGUGAAAAGUGAGUUGAAUGAGAAAGACUGUUUCGAGGUCUCGAUUCAGAACGUACCUUGUGGUACAAGUGGAGUUGCAUGCUCGAAAUCGAUCAAACUCACGAUUGGCAGCGGUGAGCAGCAGGAAGAGCUUAUUUUAACAAAAGGGAAAAAGCUACCUAAAGGACCUUUUAAGAGAUUAUCGAUAAGGAUCGUUGAUCUCUUCGUAUUUGUUGAUGUACUAGAUUUAGAAUUGGUAUUACAAUGGGACAAAGGUACCAGAGUCUAUGUGAGAUUAAAUUUGAGAUGGAAAAGUCACACAAUGGGUCUAUGUGGCGAUUACAAUGACAACUCCGAGGACGAUUUCAAGACUCCGUCUGGCGGAAUAUCCGAAGCUUCCGUCAAUCUAUUUGCAGACUCAUGGAAGAAAGAUGCGUCCUGUCCCGAACCGAAGAACGUGCAUCCCUGCGAGCAACAUCCCGAACGUAAACUGUGGUCAAUACAGCAGAGCAAUAUGCUGAAAUCAUCGUUGUUUUCGUCAUGCCACUCAGAAGUGGAAGUCGAGCCGUACUUGCGUAACUGCAUUUUCGAUACGUGCAGCUGCGACAUCGGUGGCGACUGCGAAUGCCUGUGCACGGCACUAGCCGCGUACGCGCACGAAUGCAACGUGCGAGGUGUUCCUGUGAAAUGGCGAACGCAACAACUUUGCCCUUUACAAUGCGACGAAAAAAACAGCACAUAUUCACCUUGCGUCUCGACCUGUCCGCGCGAAACGUGUGAUAAUUUUAGAAUUCUGAGAAACUAUUCACUGUGUGCAAAUGAUACGUGUGUGGAGGGUUGCCAAUUACAAUCUUGUCCCAAGGGUGAAGUUUAUGAAGACGCCAGUUACACAAAAUGUAUUCCCGAAAAAAACUGCAAAAACGGCAGUACUACAACUGGCACGACCGCUGGUACCAGUCCUGGUUCCACCGCCGGCAGUACCACAGCUGCCUCCACUGCUGGUACCACCCGUAGCUUCACCACCGGCAAUACUACAGCUGGCACCACCACUGUUACAAGCCCUAGCUCCACCGCUGGUAGUACUACAGCUGGCUCCACCGCUGGUACCACCUCUGGCUCCACCACCGGCAGUACUACAGCUGGCUCCACCGUUGGUACCAGCCCUAGUUCCACCGCCGGCAGUACCACAGCUGGCACCACUCUUGGCUCCACCGCUGGUACCAGCCCUAGUUCCACCGCUGGCAGUACCACAGCUGGCACCACUCUUGGCUCCACCGCUGGUACUACCCCUGGCUCCACAACCGGCAGUACUACAGCUGGCUCCACCGUUGGUACCAGCCCUAGUUCCACCGCCGGCAGUACCACAGCAAACACCACUCUUGGCUCCACCGCUGGUACCAGCCCUAGUUCCACCGCCGGCAGUACCACAGCAAACACCACUCUUGGCUCCACCGCUGGUACCAGCCCUAGUUCCACCGCUGGCAGUACCACAACUGGCACCACUCUUGGCUCCACCGCUGCUACCAGCCCUAGCUCCACCACCGGUAGUACUACAGCUGGCUCCACCGCUGGUACCACCUCUGGCUCCACCACCGGCAGUACUACAGCUGGCUCCACCGUUGGUACCAGCCCUAGUUCCACCGCCGGCAGUACCACAGCUGGCACCACUCUUGGCUCCACCGCUGGUACCACCUCUGGCUCCACCACCAGCAGUACUACAGCUGGCUCCACCGCUAGUACCAGCCCUAGCUCCACCGCCGGCAGUACCACAGCUGGCACCACUUUUGGCUCCACCGCUGGUACCAGCCCUAGUUCCACCGCCGGCAGUACCACAGCUGGCACCACUUUUGGUCCCACCGCUGGUACCACCUCUGGCUCCACCACUGGCAGUACUACAGCUGGCUCCACCGCUGGUACCAGCCCUAGCUCCACCGCCGGCAGUACUACAGCUGGCACCACUUUUGGCCCCACCGCUGGUACCACCUCUGGCUCCACCACCGGCAGUACUACAGCUGGCUCCACCGUUGGUACUAGCCCUAGUUCCACCAUCGGCAGUACUACAGCUGGCUCCACCGCUGGUACCAGCCCUAGCUCCACCGCCGGCAGUACUACAGCUGGCACCACUCUUGGCUCCACCGCUGGUACCACCCCUGGCUCCACCACCGGCAGUACUACAGCUGGCACCACUUUUGGUCUCACCGCUGGUACCACCUCUGGCUCCACCACUGGCAGUACUACAGCUGGCUCCACCGCUGGUACCAGCCCUAGCUCCACCGCCGGCAGUACCACAGCUGGCACCACUCUUGGCUCCACCGCUGGUACCACCUCUGGCUCCACCACCAGCAGUACUACAGCUGGCUCCACCGCUAGUACCAGCCCUAGCUCCACCGCCGGCAGUACCACAGCUGGCACCACUCUUGGCUCCACCGCUGGUACCAGCCCUAGUUCCACCGCUGGCAGUACCACAGCUGGCACCACUCUUGGCUCCACCGCUGGUACCACCUCUGGCUCCACCACCAGCAGUACUACAGCUGGCUCCACCGCUAGUACCAGCCCUAGCUCCACCGCUGGUAGUACUACAGCUGGCUCCACCGCUGGUACCACCUCUGGCUCCACCACCGGCAGUACUACAGCUGGCUCCACCGUUGGUACCAGCCCUAGUUCCACCGCCGGCAGUACCACAGCUGGCACCACUCUUGGCUCCACCGCUGGUACCAGCCCUAGUUCCACCGCUGGCAGUACCACAGCUGGCACCACUCUUGGCUCCACCGCUGGUACUACCCCUGGCUCCACAACCGGCAGUACUACAGCUGGCUCCACCGUUGGUACUAGCCCUAGCUCCACCGCCGGCAGUACCACAGCUGGCACCACUCUUGGCUCCACCGCUGGUACCACCUCUGGCUCUACCACCGGCAGUACUACAGCUGGCACCACUUUUAGUCCCACCGCUGGUACCACCUCUGGCUCCACCACUGGCAGUACUACAGCUGGCUCCACCGCUGGUACCAGCCCUAGCUCCACCGCCGGCAGUACUACAGCUGGCACCACUUUUGGUCCCACCGCUGGCACCACUUUUGGCCCCACCGCUGGUACCACCUCUGGCUCCACCACCGGCAGUACUACAGCUGGCUCCACCGUUGGUACCAGGCCUAGUUCCACCAUCGGCAGUACUACAGCUGGCUCCACCGCUGGUACCAGCCCUAGUUCCACCGCCGGCAGUACCACAGCUGGCACCACUCUUGGCCCCACCGCUGGUACCACCUCUGGUUCCACCACCGGCAGUUCUACAGCUGGCUCCACCGCUGGUACCAGCCCUAGCUCCACCGCCGGCAGUACCACAGCUGGCACCACUUUUGGCUCCACCACUGGUACCACCUCUGGUUCCACCACCGGCAGUUCUACAGCUGGCUCCACCGCUGGUACCAGCCCUAGCUCCACCGCCGGCAGUACUACAGCUGGCACCACUUUUGGCUCCACCGCUGGUACCACCCCUGGCUCCACCACCGGCAGUACUACAGCUGGCACCACUUUUGGUCUCACCGCUGGUACCACCUCUGGCUCCACCACUGGCAGUACUACAGCUGGCUCCACCGCUGGUACCAGCCCUAGCUCCACCGCCGGCAGUACCACAGCUGGCACCACUCUUGGCUCCACCGCUGGUACCACCUCUGGCUCCACCACCAGCAGUACUACAGCUGGCUCCACCGCUAGUACCAGCCCUAGCUCCACCGCCGGCAGUACCACAGCUGGCACCACUCUUGGCUCCACCGCUGGUACCAGCCCUAGUUCCACCGCUGGCAGUACCACAGCUGGCACCACUCUUGGCUCCACCGCUGGUACUACCCCUGGCUCCACAACCGGCAGUACUACAGCUGGCUCCACCGCUGGUACUAGCCCUAGCUCCACCGCCGGCAGUACCACAGCUGGCACCACUCUUGGCUCCACCGCUGGUACCACCUCUGGCUCUACCACCGGCAGUACUACAGCUGGCACCACUUUUAGUCCCACCGCUGGUACCACCUCUGGCUCCACCACUGGCAGUACUACAGCUGGCUCCACCGCUGGUACCAGCCCUAGCUCCACCGCCGGCAGUACUACAGCUGGCACCACUUUUGGUCCCACCGCUGGCACCACUUUUGGCCCCACCGCUGGUACCACCUCUGGCUCCACCACCGGCAGUACUACAGCUGGCUCCACCGUUGGUACCAGCCCUAGUUCCACCAUCGGCAGUACUACAGCUGGCUCCACCGCUGGUACCAGCCCUAGUUCCACCGCCGGCACUACCACAGCUGGCACCACUCUUGGCCCCACCGCUGGUACCACCCCUGGCUCCACCACCGGCAGUACUACAGCUGGCACCACUUUUGGCCCCACCACUGGCAGUACUACAGCUGGCUCGACCGCUGGUACCAGCCCUAGCUCCACCGCCGGCAGUACUACAGCUGGCACCACUUUUGGUCCCACCGCUGGCACCACUUUUGGCCCCACCGCUGGUACCACCUCUGGCUCCACCACCGGCAGUACUACAACUGGCUCCACCGCUGGUACCAGCCCUAGCUCCACCGCCGGCAGUACCACAGCUGGCACCACUUUUGGUUCCACCACUGGUACCACCUCUGGUUCCACCACCGGCAGUUCUACAGCUGGCUCCACCGCUGGUACCAGCCCUAGCUCCACCGCCGGCAGUACUACAGCUGGCACCACUCUUGGCUCCACCGCUGGUACCACCCCUGGCUCCACCACCGGCAGUACUACAGCUGGCACCACUUUUGGUCUCACCGCUGGUACCACCUCUGGCUCCACCACUGGCAGUACUACAGCUGGCUCCACCGCUGGUACCAGCCCUAGCUCCACCGCCGGCAGUACUACAGCUGGCACCACUUUUGGCCCCACCGCUGGUACCACCUCUGGCUCCACCACUGGCAGUACUACAGCUGGCUCUACCGCUGGUACCAGCCCUAGCUCCACCGCCGGCAGUACUACAGCUGGCACCACUUUUGGCCCCACCGCUGGCACCACUUUUGGCCCCACCGCUGGUACCACCUCUGGCUCCACCACCGGCAGUACUACAGCUGGCUCCACCGCUGGUACCAGCCCUAGCUCCACCGCCGGCAGUACCACAGCUGGCACCACUCUUGGCUCCACCACUGGUACCACCCCUGGUUCCACCACCGGCAGUUCUACAGCUGGCUCCACCGCUGGUACCAGCCCUAGCUCCACCGCCGGCAGUACCACAGCUGGCACCACCGUUGCUACCAGCCCUAGUUCCACAACCGGCAGUACUACAGCUGGCUCCACCGCUGGUACCAGCCCUAGCUCCACCGCCGGCAGUACCACAGCUGGCACCACUCUUGGCUCCACCGCUGGUACCACCCCUGGCUUCACCACCGGCAGUACUACAGCUGGCACCACCCCUGCUACCAGCCCUAGCUCCACCGCCGGCAGUACUACAGCUGGCACCACCGCUGCUACCAGCCCUAGUUCCACCACCGGAAGUACUACAGCUGGCACCACCUCUGGUACCACCAUUGGCUCCACCACCGGCAAUACCACAGCUGGCACCACCGCUGCUACCACCCCUGGCUCCACCACCGGCAGUACUACAGCUAGCACUACUACUGCUACCACUCCUAUUGCUACCACCUCUUCUCCAACUACAUGCAUAAGUGGUUGGAGCAAGUGGAUUGACGAGCAUCAACCCGCAAAAAAAAAAAAUAUAUUUGUGGAAGUCGAGCUGUUGCCUAAUUCAAUUGAUCUCAACAACACAGAGGGACUCGGAGUUUGCGACGAGAAGGAUAUGAUUAAGAUAGAAUGUAAACCUGUCGAACACAUAGAUAAAAAAAAGAUUCUGAAUCCGAAAGUGGAGUGUAGCUUGAAGUGUGGCUGGUCCUGCAAAUCGUACAAACCUUAUACUUGCGUGGACUAUAAGAUUAGAGUAUAUUGUCACUGCCACGAAUCUAUGCACCACAAAAACGUAACAGAGAGCACCACGGAGAUCAGUGUGCCGCCAAAAGACGUUUGUUUUUAUACUUAUGACAAAAAAAAACCACAAGCAGAGAAAAAAAUUGGUGAAAAAUGGAACGAUGGUAAAUGCAAAACAUGCAUUUGCGAGAACUCGAUUUAUGGUCCUAGGACAAGUUGUGUGCUUGAGAAAUGUCCAAAUAUUACUGCAUGUCCUGACCAUGACUAUUAUGUAAUGAAAAAAGAAGUGUUGAAUAAUCAAUGUUGUCCAAUCUAUGAGCGUAUUGCCUGUAAAUGGAAGCACGAUAUAUACGAUGUUGGCGAAAAUUGGACGCCCAAUGCUAAAAAUGCUUGUCUCACAAUGCGCUGUAUCAAUGAUUCAGGUAUUAUUCAGAUAUUAAAUGAGGUCCAAGUAUACCAUAACGCAUGUUUGACGUAUAAUUACAAACAUCCAAAUAUCAAUCAGGCUAAUGAAGCAUGCAAGACAGUUCUUAUGGAUCCAAACAGUACUGUAGGUAUGCUGGUUGUAAAUCAUUCAUUACAUGGAAAAUGUAAAAACGUGAAUGCUAUUAAGAGUAUUAAAUGCAGUGGCUCAUGCCAAUUCUCAACAUUUUUGAACAGUGAAAACGAGAAUCAAGUGAAUGAUCGUCAAUGCUGUCAAGUGAAAGAAUAUAUGAGAAUCACGGUUACUUUGAAAUGCGAAGACGGUAAAACAUUACGCAAAAAGAUGCCAAUACCACGUUCUUGUUCUUGCCAAAGUUGUAUUAGACAUUAAAAAUAAAAAUAAGAAGACAAAAAUCAAAGAUUAAUGAAAAUUUUGUGCUGACUUGAUUACAUUUACUCUUAUACUUAUGUGUUUUUGAUUUAAUUAUAUUUGUAUUCAAUAAAAGAUUCCUAGCUAUAUCAA
This is a messenger RNA of Monomorium pharaonis (pharaoh ant), 10932 nucleotides long. It is a transcript of the gene Hml, whose product is annotated as mucin-19. The transcript is spliced from 19 exons. The record is from RefSeq and is a predicted model, not a curated record. Gene Ontology annotation, molecular function: protein binding. Lineage: Eukaryota; Metazoa; Arthropoda; Insecta; Hymenoptera; Formicidae. The coding region runs from base 733 to 10800 and encodes 3355 amino acids. Gene Ontology annotation, cellular component: extracellular matrix.